This is a messenger RNA of Lathyrus oleraceus (garden pea), 522 nucleotides long. RefSeq lists its product as uncharacterized. NCBI's taxonomy places the organism in Eukaryota, Viridiplantae, Streptophyta, Magnoliopsida, Fabales, Fabaceae. The coding region runs from base 1 to 522 and encodes 173 amino acids. The record is from RefSeq and is a predicted model, not a curated record. The transcript has a single exon.
AUGUUGAAUAAACCAGAACCCCUAAAGAAAAAUGUUAUGAUUACACCUGAGAAACAAGUAGAGAAACCAGUAGAGACUGAGAAACAAAAAGAUGAAGAAGCUAAAGAUAUGGAAGGAGUGAAGAAUAACAAAGUAUAUGUACCACCCCCUCCUUAUAAACCACCAAUUCCAUAUCCACAAAGACUAAAACAAACCAAAUUACAUAACCAAUACAAAAAGUUCGUAAAAGUGACUGAGAAACUCAAUGUUGAGAUUCCAUUCACCGAAGCUAUUACCCAAAUACCAUCUUAUGCUAAAUUCCUUAAAGACAUCUUAACCAACAAACGUAGACUUGAUGAUCAUAAACCCUUAGAAUGCAACUCUAUUACUGAAAAUAAACUUGCUAAAAAGGAGAAAGACCCCAGAAGUUUGUCUAUACCUUGUGUUUUAGGAAAUCAUGUUAUCAAUAAAACACUUCUGAACUUAGGAAUCAGUGUAAGCUUAACGCCUUUAGCCAUUUGUAAUAGGUUAAACCUACGAUAA